UAGUGCGCAUGCUUGGUAGUGACGUCAGUCGCUCUUACGCAGACUCCGUAAGGUUGCUGCUGUCGCGGGAGAGAGUGAGAAGAUGGCCGCUGCAGUGGAUAAGAUCCUUGGAGAGCAGUAUUACAAGGAUGCUAUGGAGCAGUGCCACAAUUAUAAUGCCAGAUUGUGUGCAGAGCGCAGCGUGCGGUUGCCUUUCCUGGAUUCACAGACUGGUGUUGCUCAAAGCAACUGUUACAUCUGGAUGGAGAAGCGGCACAGGGGUCCAGGUACAGCACCAGGGCAGUUAUACACAUACCCAUCCCGCCGCUGGCGCAAAAAGAGGAGGGCGCACCCACCGGAGGACCCCAGGCUCUCGUUUCCUUCUCUGAAACCAGACCCAGAUCAGAUGAUGAAAAAGGAAGGUCUGAUACCACAGGAUGGAAGCAGCUUAGAAGCUCUCCUUCGUUCAGACACUAUUGAGAAGCGGAUUGUGCCAGAUCCUCGUGAUGAUGACAGCCUAACUGAAUUCCCAGGUGUUGUCAGCCGGGCACGGAAGGUACAGGCCUACGGCGCAAGGCAGCGUUACGUAGCAAGUGGAGUUAUCACGCGUAUUCUGGAGCCUGAUGAUUUCCUGGAUGACCUUGAUGAUGAAGAUUAUGAAGAAGAUACACCAAAACGACGUGGUAAAGGCAAAGCAAAGGGGAAAGGCAUGGGAAGUGCCCGGAAGAAGUUGGAUGCAGCUGCUUUGGAUGAUAGAGAUAAGCCGUAUGCCUGCGACAACAGUAACAAACUAAAGCAAACUUCGAAAUUCUCCGAAAGAGUCUGCGGAAAGCGCUACAAGAACCGUCCAGGCCUGAGUUAUCACUAUGCACACUCACAUUUGGUUGAUGAGGAAGGGGCUGGAGCCGAAGACAAGGAAGAUUCCCAGCCACCCACUCCUGUUAUGCAGAGGCCAGAGGAGCAAAAAUCAAAGAAGGGUCCCGAUGGUCUUGCACUGCCUAACAAUUACUGUGACUUCUGUCUCGGGGACUCCAAGAUCAACAAGAAAACUAACCAGCCAGAGGAGCUGGUUUCCUGCUCAGACUGCGGUCGUUCGGGACAUCCCUCCUGUUUGCAGUUCACACCAGUGAUGAUGGCUGCAGUGAAGACUUACCGUUGGCAGUGUAUCGAGUGCAAGUGCUGCAACAUCUGUGGAACCUCUGAGAAUGAUGAUCAGUUGCUGUUCUGUGAUGAUUGCGACCGUGGAUAUCACAUGUACUGCCUCUCUCCACCUAUGGCUGAGCCCCCUGAAGGGAGCUGGAGUUGUCACCUAUGUCUGGAUCUUCUGAAGGAUAAAGCUUCUAUUUACCAGAAUCAGAAUUCUUGACAGGUGCAUGUAGCCUGUCAUGGUUGAGGGAUGGAAUACUGGACAUCCUGGGACCUUGAAACUAAAGAAGCUAAAUAAUUAAGAACAAUGGUGAUGGAGCAACCUUGGUUAUGUUGGGACAUCCAUUUGUGUAUAAACACAUAAAUAGCAUAAAAUUAUGCAUGUAAAUCACACAUUACUGUUUUCAUGAUGCUUUUAUGAAAAUACUUGUGUUGCCAUAGUGUUCAGGGCAUAUUUGGAUCAGUUUUUGGGUAAAGUGGAAAACCGGUGGAGUAUUUUUCAGACCGUAGCUCCAAGUUAAGCCUUAGUCUCAGUUUAAGUUUAAGAUCCUUAACAAAAACUGAUUGAAUAUCAAAUUCUCUGUAAGUGCAGUGUUCUCUAUGUGACUUAAAUCCAGGGAUGAGUGUGAUCCAAUGAAUAGCGGUCUGCAGCUCAUUUUUUUUAUUUUAAUACAUCCAGAUUAAUACCUACAAGGUAGGAGUAUGUUUUAAAGGUGUGGGGGUUAAUGCAAAAAUAUUCACUGUUACUGACCUUUUUUAUGUGAUCACUUAUGUGAAAAAAAUAAACAGAAUUAUGUUGUAGGGAGCAGCAUUAUCAAGUAUAAUAGAGUUUGAGAUUUUAAAUAGGUCAUAUGUACUCUUUGGAGAUGAUAUAAAGUAUUUUAUAAUGAAAAACCUA
This is a messenger RNA of Spea bombifrons (plains spadefoot toad), 2023 nucleotides long. It is a transcript of the gene DPF2, whose product is annotated as double PHD fingers 2. Gene Ontology annotation, biological process: nervous system development. The transcript is spliced from 12 exons. Gene Ontology annotation, cellular component: nBAF complex. The coding region runs from base 83 to 1345 and encodes 420 amino acids. Lineage: Eukaryota; Metazoa; Chordata; Amphibia; Anura; Pelobatidae. The record is from RefSeq and is a predicted model, not a curated record.